AUGUCGGUGUUCACGUGUCCAAACUCUCUCCUCUACAAUUACGUCACAGCCAACUGUGAUUGGCCAAAGAAUGUGCCGAAAUGCGCCUGCAGUAAUUAUCACGUCGGCAACUACAACAUCGCCCAGACCAACAUCACCUACAACAUCUCUAGCGACGCCUCCCAUUACUUCUGUAACAACACCAGCAACUACAUCUGUAACAACGUCAGCGACUACAUCUGUAACAACGCCAUCUACAACUUCUGUAACAACCUCAUCUACGACAUCCCUAACUACAUCUGCAACCACAACCCAUACUACUUCAGUUACAACAUCGCCUACCACUUCAGCUACAACAUCAGCAACUACCUCUGCUACCACAUCAACUACUACUACUUCAGCUACAACACCUGCCACAACAUCAUCAACUACGGUUACUACCUCCCCUACUACCUCAGCCACAACCCCGCCAACAACCUCAGCUACAACAUCAUUACAACAUCGCCUACCCCUUCAGCUACAACAACAGCAACUACCUCUGCUACCACAUCAACUACUACUACUUCAGCUACAACAUCUGCCACAACAUCAUCAACUACGGUUACUACCUCCCCUACUACCUCAGCUACAACCCCGCCAACAACCUCAGCUACAACAUCAGCAACUACCUCUGCUACCACAUCCCCUACUACUACCUCAGCUACAACCCCGCCAAGAACCUCAGCUACAACAUCUGCCACAACGUCAGCAACUACUACGGCUACGACCUCUCCUACUACUUCAACUACAACCCCAACAACCUCAGCUUCAACAUCUGCCACAACGUCAGCAACAACCUCUGCAACUUCUACAACUACGUCAGCUAAGCCCUCUGACGCGAUACUAAAAAAUAUCAAGUCGUGUACACAAGACGGGUGUGCAGGGAAACCACGAGGAUAUUACCCAGACUGCUCGGACCCCUGCCGGAAGUUCUACAUCUGUGGCGACGGAAACAGCAUGAGCGUGGACUGCCGCCCAUUGCUGUACAACGCUAGGAAGGGUCAGUGCGACUACAACUCCGUCAACAACUGCGAAAACUACAACCUCACCUACUACAUCAGCCACAACAUCCGUAACCACAUCACCUACUACGUCGGCAUCCACAUCGCCAACAACGUCUCCCACAACCUCGGCCACCACUUCACCUACCACAUCAGCCACAACUUCGCCAACAAUCUCGGUGACUACUUCAGUGACCACGUCUGCAACAACAUCUGCCACAACAUCGGCAACAACCUCGGCUACCACAUCAGCAACGACCUCGGCUACCACAUCAGCAACAACUACAACGACAUCUCCAACUACCUCAGCAACGACAUCCUCAACAACUUCAGCAACAACGUCUCCAACAACCUCCGCAACGACCUCCCUGACAACUUCAGCAACAACGUCCCCGACAACAUCGGCAACAACAUCCGAAACUACAUCUGUAACCACUUCAGCAACAACGUCCCCAACAACCUCAGUAACUACAUCCCAAACAACUUCAAAGACAACAUCUCCAACGACAAGUCCCACAACAUCGAUAACAACCUCACAGACAACCUCAGCAACCACCUCUCCUACAACCUCUGCCACAACCUCUGCUACAACGUCUGCCACAACAUCAGCCACAACCUCUGCAACAACCUCAGCCACAACUUCUGCAACAACGUCUGCAACUACCAGUGCUACCACGUCGCCAACAACAUCAGCUACAACAUCCGUGACGACUUCAGCAACCACGUCAGCUACUACAUCCAGGACAACAUCUGCGACCACUUCAGCGACCACCUCUGCAACAACAUCAGCUACCACAAGCGCUACUACGUCUCCCACCACAUCAAUUACAACAUCUGCUACAACAUCACCAACUACCUCUGCUACCACGUCACCUACGACUUCACCUACGACGUCUAUAACAACCUCUGCUACCACAUCACCUACAACUUCAGCAACCACGUCACCUACAACAUCAAUAACAACCUCUGCUACCACGUCACCUACGACUUCACCUACAACGUCAAUAACAACCUCUGCUACCACAUCACCUACGACUUCACCUACAACAUCUAUAACAACUUCUGCUACCACAUCACCUACGACUUCACCUACAACGUCUAUAACAACCUCUGCUACCACGUCACCUACGACUUCACCCACAACGUCAAUAACAACCUCUGCUACUACAUCAGCUACUACCUCUGCUACCACUUCACCUACGACGUCACCUACAACGUCAGUUACAACCUCUGCUACCACAUCAGCUACUACCUCUGCUACCACGUCACCUACGACUUCACCUACAACUUCAAUAACAACCUCUGCUACCACAUCAGCUACUACCUCUGCUACCACAUCACCUACGACUUCACCUACAACGUCAUUAACAACCUCUGCUACCACGUCACCUACGACUUCACCUACAACGUCAAUAACAACCUCUUCUACCACGUCACCUACGACUUCACCUACAACGUCAAUAACAACCUCUGCUACUACAUCUCCUACGACUUCACCUACCACGUCACCUACAACUUCAGCAACCACGUCACCUACGACUUCACCAACAACGUCAAUAACAACCUCUGCUACCACAUCACCUACAACCUCUGCUACCACGUCACUUACGACUUCACCAACAACGUCAAUAACAACCUCUGCAACCACAUCAGCUACUACGUCUGCUACCACAUCACCUACGACUUCACCCACAACGUCAAUAACAACCUCUGCUACCACAUCACCUACAACCUCUGCUACCACGUCACCGACGACUUCACCUACAACGUCUGUUACAACCUCUGCAACAACAUCACCUACAACUUCAGCAACCACGUCACCUACGACUUCACCUACAACGUCAAUAACAACCUCUGCAACAACAUCAGCUACUACCUCUGCAACCACGUCACCUACGACUUCACCAACAACGUCAAUAACAACCUCUGCUACCACAUCAGCUACUACCUCUGCUACCACGUCACCUACGACUUCACCUACAACGUCAAUAACAACCUCUGCUACUACGUCACCUACGACUUCACCUACCACGUCACCUACAACUUCACCUACAACGUCUAUAACAACUUCAGUAACCACGUCACCUACGACUUCACCCACAACUUCAAUAACAACCUCUGCUACCACAUCACCUACUACCUCUGCUACCACGUCACCUACGACUUCACCUACAACGUCAGUUACAACCUCUGCAACCACAUCACCUACUACCUCUGCUACCACGUCACCUACGACUUCACCAACGACGUCCAAAACUACCUCCGCCACAACGUCCGUAACAACCUCAGCAACGACGUCAAAAACAACAUCGCCGACAACAUCGGCAACAACAACGGACCCCUUCAACUGCGUGUACUCCUGUCCUGUUGGGGGUGCCACUCAGGUGUAUGCGGUCUGUAAUUCGGGUUGCUUCAUCUAUUGUGUCGACGGAAACGAGAUCAGUCGUAACUGUGCAAAUUUCAAUUUCAUGUCCUAGAAAAGCAAGACUAUAUUAUUCGCUAUAUAAAUUAGCCACAUUAAUUCAAUAACUAACCGUGUUGGAGUCAACAAUAAACUAUGGGACUUUCGGCCCUA
Molecule: messenger RNA, 3594 nt
Organism: Haliotis rufescens (red abalone)
Lineage: Eukaryota; Metazoa; Mollusca; Gastropoda; Lepetellida; Haliotidae
Product: probable cyclin-dependent serine/threonine-protein kinase DDB_G0292550
Exons: 9
Coding region: 1-3420 (1139 amino acids)
Cellular component (GO): extracellular region
Molecular function (GO): chitin binding; protein tyrosine phosphatase activity
Source: RefSeq, a predicted model, not a curated record